GGUGGUAGUCCUCCGCCAGCCUUUCCCCAGAGAAGUCGUCCUCCGCGGCUCUAGCACUUUCUGAAGAUCCUUAUCUGCUCUACAGAAAACAAAAAAGCUCCAGGAAUGUAAAACCUCUGAGAUAAUGCAGCUCGGAACGUUCACGAGGACUUUUCCUUCACAUUCCGGAUAUUUACUUGGCGUUUUCAGGCUUUCCGAGGACAGAGAGUGAAGUUUCCGCGGAAGGAUAAAAAGUAUCAAGAUGGAAAAAUUGUUCCUGCUGUCGCUUGUGUUGGUGCACCUGCCGACAGAGCUGCUGUCCAUUCAGGUGGUGGUCCCUCAGACGGAGAGGAGAACCAUGCUCUUCUCCAAUGUGAUUCUGUACUGUGACUACUCUACUUCAGCCAGCUCUCUGGAUGUCCUGGUCUCAUGGAAGUUCAAAUCCUUCUGCAAAGACCCCAUUCUGGAGUACUACUCCACAGCUUACCAGGCAGCUCUGCAGCUGGGUCAGGACCCCGCCAACGACUGUCCCGACAGUCAGCGGACCGUUCGCACUGUGGUGCAGAAGAGGGGAGCCAAUGAGCCCAUUCUGGGCGUCGAGUACAAGAACCGCAAAAUUACCAUCCAGAACAAGGCUGACCUGGUCAUAAACGAGGUGAUGUGGUGGGAUAACGGGAUGUAUUACUGCUCCAUCGACGCUGCCGGAGACACGACGGGAGACUCGGACCGGGAGAUCAAACUCAUCGUCUUCCACUGGCUGACCGUCCUGCUCAUCAUCAUUGGCGCCCUCCUCCUCCUCAUGCUCUGCUGCAUCUGCUGCUGUCAGUGCUGCCCGCAGAAGUGCUGCUGCUACGUCCGCUGCCCCUGCUGCCCCCAGACCUGCUGCUGCCCAGAAAAAGCGGUGAUGCAGUACCGGAUGAUCCGGGAGGCUCAGAAGGCCAUGGCUCCUUGGAUGAAGGGUCAACCGAUCUACGCUCCCAUCAGCUCCAACGUGUCGUCCCAGGGCGUGCCCUUCCUUUAUCCAGGGUCGUACUCUGACUACCCCACCAAACAAAACUUUGCGAUGACCCCCAUGCAGCUGUCUCCCAUGGCGCUGCAGCAGCAGGCUCCUCCCCCGCCGCCGCAUCAUUACAACGGCAGCUUUCAGGGCAGCGUUCAAGGCCCCAACCCGGUGCUGGACUUCCUGGAGAACCAGGUGAAGGGCCUUGAUGUUGGGGUGCCUCAGGUUUCCCCGUAUGCUCAUCAGAUGAUGGCCCCACCCCAACCGCGACUGGAACCUCAGGCAAUCCCGUACGCGCCGGGGCCCCCGAGCAUGCUGUCCGCUCUUGAUGAGAUGGGGGUUAAAGGGGUGGAGAGGAGGGUGAUCACUCUGCCCCCCAUCGUUCAGCGUAUUCCCAGCUUCUCCUCACACGGGGGGGCUGCAGCCAGGCACGGAGCCCGGGGCUACCGGGCGCCCAGCCACUCCAGCGGGAGCACUAACCGCUCUGGCCGUGGGUACGCGGACAGCGCUCCCACCCGGCGCGGAAUCCUGCGCGAUUACAGCGACGAUUCCGAUUUGGACUACAGGCAGGGAAGGGCGCCCCACAGAGGCUCGAGGAACGAGGGGGGAGCCUCAUCGAGAAGGAGCAGGGGGGGGUCCAGACCCCGCGCCCGAAGCCAGGACGACCUGUUGGAGGAAAUGUACGAGAGAGCAGCUCGCAAGGGGAGGAGCCUCACCCCCCCACAGCGCCACAAAGAGUCCUGGAGCUCAGACGAGGAUAAUGGGAGGAAGAGAAAAGGAGGAAGAGGGAAGAGUUGGACAGAGCAGCCGCCCAGCUACUCCACCAUCGACGUCCAGCACGGAAGCAGCAGCUACCGCAAGAACUACGCCCCGCCGUCUGAUAGAGGCUCCCAUAGCAGCACCAGCGUAGUCAUCUGAAACAUUUCUCUCCCUCACUUCUCCUGAAAUAUUUCCACAACCAUGAAAGUAAAGACAAGGAAGUUGGAAACUUAACCUUUUAAGUAAGCUUAAGCCGCUGUGAUGAAAACAGUCGGGGAAGUUGCACUCAUGCAUUCUGCUCUUCACUGCACUGCUACAAGUUAUUGCAACAACAUUGCCUGUUUUUUAAUUAAUUGUUUAUAACAUUAACGCUUAAAAAUUGCUCUUGUUCUAAAAAAUAUCACUUUUAAAUGGAAAAGUUCAAACUGUUAAAACUGAAAGGAUUGAACUUGUAAUGAGGAACAAUUGUUUGUUUGUUUGUUUUUUACUUUUAUUUUUGUGUAAAUCUGUCAUGUUAACUUUUUAUAUUGAAUAUCUGUAGUGACGUAUAAAGGCAGCAACAUUCAGAGAUGGUACUCCUGUUUGUCCUGGAAAUCAGUUGUGUACAUUUGAUGUUAAGUAAACUCCUAAUUCUCUUGUGAUUGUCAGCAACAUUUUCAUUGUGUAACAAAAAAACAUUGUUGUUAAAUGUUUGCAUUAAAGUCUUUUUAGAUGUGGUAA
Messenger RNA from Oryzias melastigma (Indian medaka), 2458 nucleotides. RefSeq names its product immunoglobulin-like domain-containing receptor 1. Gene Ontology annotation, cellular component: plasma membrane. Gene Ontology annotation, molecular function: high-density lipoprotein particle receptor activity. Lineage: Eukaryota; Metazoa; Chordata; Actinopteri; Beloniformes; Adrianichthyidae. Bases 242 to 1897 code for a protein of 551 amino acids. The record is from RefSeq and is a predicted model, not a curated record. The transcript is spliced from 8 exons.